GAUAUUCUUAUGUUUUGGCAGCAUAACAGAUAUAACACUGUAAAUAUGGCUGACGCUGCAGUACAUUUAAUUUUAUAAGGAAUAAAAUAGUUUUGGUUUUUAGAGAAAGGAAUGUGGAGUUACUUUUCGUUUAUGCUUCUGAAUGGGCACAUGCUAUUCCAAGAAGGCCAGUGGAGGGAAUAAUCCAUACAUGACAUCACAGAUGGCAGCUACAAAAUUGGAUGAGGCUUCGAGAUUGGCUCGUCCAACGCCUUAUACCAGAAGUGGAAAUGCAAACAUUGAGUUUGCAGCCAAGAAAAAUGUUCCACUUCCCACAAAAUUUAAUACAUUAUCAACUGUUGAGCAGGGAGAUAUUAAAAAUUUAAAGCACUACCAGUCAAGUAUACCUCGCUUUAGCUCUAGUCUACCCACAGCUACAGGAGAACAAAGAAUCGGUUCUCCUUUAAAUGAAAAUGAGACCUUACAUGUAGUAAAUAAUAAUGCUAUUGUUAACUCUCGCUCUGCUUUUAAUGUAUCAAGUACGUCACCUUCAUCUUCUAACAAAUACCUUAAUAAAUCUGAAUCAUUAAUCAAACCAAAAAAAACUAGCAAAAGUUGUCCUGAAAAAAUUCUGAGCCCAGAUAAUGAACGAAUUGUACGAACACCUGCCAGAGGAUCCGGUAUUUCUCCUCGUCAAAACCGCAAUAAAUCUCCCGGACCUCAGCAGGCCGAAAUUAAAGUUUUUUCGAAAUCUCAACAAUCUAAAACAGUAAGUGGUAGAAAUUCUGGUGGUCCUAGUCCUGUCUCAAAAUCCCCAUCAAGAAAGGGAUUCGAAAGUCGUGAUAGCUUGUCAGAUUUUGAUUCUGGAAUUGGAAAUAGCUUAACGGAUAAGAACAGACCCGAAGACUCGGACACUGUUAAAGAUUUGGAGCAACUUGAAUUACAGGAUGAAAGCUCGCCAAAUCUCAGCUUGGGUAGUAAAUCUUCUGCAGGUACUCCUAAAUCUCCUUCGGAUAGCAAACUGGCCGUGAAGGCUCCUACUUAUAAAAGGGAACCAAAUGGAAAGUGGAGUUUCGAUGAUAAGCAUUUUGGACCUGAAUCAACUUUGCGAACAAGUGAACCUAAAUCUAUUCCCAAUUCUGGCCCUAGCAGUCCACGAGAAAAACACCCCUUCAAGAUGACUGCUUCGGAAAAUAUAUUUUCCACCUAUGCAUCUUAUAAAGGUCUAUUGUCUUAUCAAAAGAAGUCUUUCAGAUCCCCCGAGAAUGGCAAGUUGAGCCCUAAAACAAGUCGCUCAGAGAAGACUUCUCGGGUUGUUCAGUCAUCAGUUUCAAAUUUGUCUAGUAUUCCAAAAAUUAGAAGGCAUGGUUCUCAGCCUACUCCUGGUGGAAGUAUCUUUUAUUGCACUACUGAGGAGAAUCAGUGUAGUGAAACGAAAUAUGAUAAUGCUUUUGAAUCCACAGUGAAAUCAAACAAUGAUACCAAACAGUCUAGUCUAGAUUCUGAUGAAAAAUCAGACAGUACAGGAGUUCUCAGCCCACCAUCUGAAGAGAACAGAGAGUUUCUUAUUGAUGAUGAAAUAGCAGAUCAGCCUGGUUUGACUUUCGGCAAUGAACCCAAAUCAGAAGAUUCAGAUGUGCAAUCGCUGCAGAUGGCAAUGAGUGAGUUGCAUGCUUUGCAAAUGUCUAGUUCUGUUAAAAAGCGAACGGACAGUGUGAGUAGCUAUUCCAGCAGGAAGGGUCGUUUCGGGGAUCAUCGUGACAGUUUGAUUUUGGGAUCAGAACUUGGUUCUUCAUGUUCUAGCAUCGCUUCUGAUGAUUUAAUGCUGGAUUAUGAAAAGUCUUAUGAUGGGUUUCCUGAAGGCACAGUAAAUGAAGGGCCUGCUUCACCUAUGAGAAAACUACAUGAAACAGAAACUGAUAAAGUUACCCCAUUAAAAAAGGAGAAAAAAUUUGAUUUUGAAGAAAAAGCAAGGAAAAGAAUAUCUAAUCAUCGUAAAUUGUCUGGUCCCUUGUCAACUUCCGCUGAUCGCUUAGAAUGGCGCCAACGAACCGUUAGUCUACCUUUACGACCACCUCGUCAAAUGAGUGUGUGUGAGGCAGACGAUGGUGGCCUGAAAUUGGAUUCUUCCUCAUAUCGAUUAUUGUGCCAAGAUUUAAAUGGUGUAAAAACUCUUCUUUUAAGACUGAAGUCUGUGAUUCAAGAGGCUGAAACUAUAAAUCCCUUUGAUCAAUCAAGCCCUAAUAAUAUAUUCUACCAUAGUUUAGUGCAGAAUGAUUUGCCUUCAAGCUUAGCCUCAAGUACUUCAACGGAAAAGAAAACACCAGAUUUGUCUACUAUUUAUCAGGAAAAUGCAGACAUGAAAAGGCAGCUUGUACUUUUACAACAACAGUUAGAAGAUAAAGAUCAUACAAUUAACUUACUUCAACAACAAAUGACAAAAUAUUUAAAUAUUCAAGUAAACAAUUGUAACCAUGGGUUACCAACCUGCAAUGCAGCUACUCAAACUGAUAGGAGUCGCUCAUUAACAGCCUCUUUAUCAUCUAGUUCAUCCGCUGAUGACUCUAUUGAAACUUUAGUUAGCUUCAGGAUUACUAAGUGCACAGGAAGAUUUUGAAAAAUCAUUUAAAAGAAAUUCCAAAGAUCAAGAUGUUUUAACAGAGCACUUAAUAGAAGUUGUUCGCUUAUUAGAUCGUAACUCUGCCAUCUACCCUUCACAGUCAGAAUGUUGAAGAAUUUUCUAAAAUAUUAUAAUAUGCUGAUUAUGAAACUUUUAGUAAUAGUUAAUGUUAAACUAAUUUAAUUGUGAAAGCCCCUUGUAUUUAAAGAUUGCAAAUUUAAAAUUAUAAUUGUUGCUCAGUGAUUCCUUUUUGUAUGGUGAAAAGUGUAUUUUUUUCCCUCUUGUAUAAUUUUUUCCCUCUCUCAUUAAAAUGUAAAUAUUCUGUUUUGUUUAAAAGUUCUCCAUAUACAUCUUUAAUUUACCUAAUCAAGUGAUACAUAAAUUCUCCCUUUAUGUAAUCCUAAUAAUAUAUCAAUAGUGUUUUGGUAUAUUUUAAGGAUAAUAAAAAUCCAAAAACUGACAUUUUGAGGUCUUAACGAUUUUUGGUUUAAAAAAAUAUUUGAAUAUUUCAGUAUGACUUUUGGUUUAAUAAUAUUGUAAAUUAAGCAUUGCUUGUGAUGUAAAUAAGUAUUAAUAUAUUUUUAAGUUUAUUGUCGUGUUGGAGGUAUAGUUUUUAUGUUACAAUAUGUAAUUAAAGUUAAAAUCAGCUUUUAUCUGAGUUUUUUAUUAAUUGACAAAAUCAGAUUAAGGUUGAUAUUUUUUUUAUUAUGUCAAUAUAUUAACUUAGAAAAGAUAUAUCCUAUCCUGUUUAUAAUUUAAAUGAAACAUCAAGAUUUGAGUUUAGUUUAAAAAGUGCUAAUUUCUGUUAAAAGUUUUCUCUUAAAUCGUAUGACAAAAACAUAUGUUUUUAUUUAUCUAUUUUUUCUUUUGUAUAUAUCUAGUUUAGUAAUUUAUAUUUUUCAUUUUAAGAUUACCUAUAGAGAACUAUUAAAAAAAUAACUGCACGAUUACACAAAACCAUCUUGAUGUAUUAAAUCCGUUUAAAAAAAGUGGAAAAAAAAGUUAUUUUAUUUUUUGAUGGGGAUUGUAAAGUUUAAUCCAUGAUUUAUAAUUUAGUAUAUUUUUCAUCUAAUUUUUAUUCUUUCUAUAUUAAAUUAUAAUGGUAUUAUGCUAGUGCCAAACUAAGUAAUUUUUAGUUUACUGUAAAAGAUAUUAAUUAAUUCUGAUGAGAUAUUGACUGAUUUUUAAACUGUUAACUGCAUCUUUUAGGGCUGUUUCAUGUAACAGUUAUUGUUUAAAUUGUUAUAACUUCCUACUUAGUACUGCCAUAACUUAUUUAAUAAAGCUUAAUAUAUUCUAGCAUAAUAAUCUCAUGAAUAGAAUUUAAUAUUCUUUGUGUAGAAUAUUUUUAAUUCAAUAGUAUUUAUUAAUUUAAGUUAAUUUAUUUCAGUGCUUGUUUUUCAUUAGAUUAGU
Parasteatoda tepidariorum (common house spider) is the source of this 4012-nucleotide messenger RNA. RefSeq lists its product as uncharacterized. NCBI's taxonomy places the organism in Eukaryota, Metazoa, Arthropoda, Arachnida, Araneae, Theridiidae. The record is from RefSeq and is a predicted model, not a curated record.